Anthostomella pinea is the source of this 1305-nucleotide messenger RNA. Lineage: Eukaryota; Fungi; Ascomycota; Sordariomycetes; Xylariales; Xylariaceae. The record is from the annotation of a GenBank genome assembly.
AUGGUCGCCACCAGAGCCAUCCUUUCCAAGCUUGCUAUCCUGGCCGUUCUUCCGGCGCUGGUGCAUUCCGAAAAGAAUCCCGACGUGCCCGACACAGGUUAUGUUUACUGGAAGGAAAGCUCCGAUUGCACAGGCGAAGUCGUAAACGUACUGGGCUUGUUCACGGACAUUUGUGAUACAGUCCCCGAAGACGCGAAAUCAGCCCAAGCAAAUCUGGUAGACGGCUGCAAGUUCUAUCUCUUCAAGAGCGAAGACGAUUGUUCCGCAGGCUACCAAAAGUUGUGGAAAAGCAAGCAGUUGGAGGAAGGACAUGAGGGGGUGGUAGGGAUAUGGGGUCCAGGUUCCAUGUGCGCCAACGUGGAGGAUAAGGACUACACGUGGGCUGUGUACUGUCCUCCUGCCGUGGCAGAGGUCGAGCCCAGAGAGCAACCAGAAUGUGUAGAAGGAGCCAUUCACUCGCGACAUACCCCAUGGGACGCUCAUUCUCCGAGAAACGCCAUCCUCCAGUGCCCCAACCUGGAUUGGGUCGCAUGGCAGAAUUCGUGCUACUACCUCAUGACCCAAUUCGACGCUCUAAGCACUGCAUUCAAGGCAAAGGUGCUCCAGCUGUACGCCUACGUCCCCGUGUCGAAGGAAGCCCUGGUUGCCAGGAUGGUUGACACUGUCAUGUAUAGUCAAACGACUAACCCAAGUUCGCGCGAGGACUACAUCAAGCUGAACUUCAUCAUGAAGACUAACUGCUUCAUUGUCGACGGUUUCUGCGGUUUGUGGCUCGACCUGGCCCGCGCUAACCACUCAUGUUGUAGCAACGGCAUUGCCCAUAGCGAACCCAAUUCUGCGGUCAAAUACAUCAGGGCGAGACGGGACAUCAAAAAGGGCGAGGAGAUCACUAUCGAGUACAUGCUGCCAACGACGAGCAACCGUGCGGCAGUCAUGCGAGAGAACUGGGGCUUCGAGUGUAAGUGUCCCGUGUGCAACACCAACGACCCCAGCAUGGACAAGGCGACACGGGACAAGUACGAAGAGAUGUUCGCUCAGGCUCGUGAGAACGACAAGGCGCUGUUCGAGGGGCAGCCGUCGACGUCGGCACAGAAGCUAAGGAGGCACAAGCUAAGACUAGAAGCCGAAGAGUUCUUGGGACCCUCGGUCGCGUUGUGUAACGAACUUGGUGACGGGAUCAGACUUGUCCUCGGCAAUCAGCAGAAGAUGCGCGAGGGUGCGGCCGCGCUUUACAAGAUGAUUUGUAUUUGUGACGGGCCGGAAGAUGUAAACGCGGCUACGUUGAAGAAGAACUUCGGCCUGUGA